Molecule: messenger RNA, 1472 nt
Organism: Sesamum indicum (sesame)
Lineage: Eukaryota; Viridiplantae; Streptophyta; Magnoliopsida; Lamiales; Pedaliaceae
Product: short-chain dehydrogenase TIC 32 B, chloroplastic
Source: RefSeq, a predicted model, not a curated record
UCUCCUUCGUUUUCAUCUAUAUCUAUACGUACACCCACACACACACACACCCAACAGAGAGAAAUAACCUUCGUAAAGAAAUGCUGGAAACAGUGAAGUAUCUGAUAGGCUUCGCCGGAGCGAGUGGCUUCAGCUCCAAGUCCACCGCCGAGCAAGUCACCGAUCGCUGCCCGCAUCUCCGCUCCAUCACCGCCGUCAUCACAGGUGCGACGUCUGGGAUAGGGGCGGAGACGGCGAGGGUGCUGGCCAAGCGCGGGGCGCGGCUGGUGCUGCCGGCCAGAAAUCUAAAGGCCGCUGAGGACACUAAGGCUCGUAUAACUUCGGAGUUUCCGGAGGCAGAAAUCAUCGUCAUGAGUCUUGAUCUUAGCUCUCUCCACUCUGUUCGAACAUUUGUUGCCAACUUUCACUCUCUCAAUUUGCCUCUCAACCUCCUCAUAAACAAUGCAGGGAGAUUUUCACACGAUCAUGCCGUUUCUGAGGAUGGAAUUGAGAUGACAUUUGCUACUAAUUACUUAGGUCACUUUUUGCUAACAAAGCUAUUGUUAGCGAAAAUGAUUGAGACGGCGGAGGCAAGCGGCGUGCAAGGAAGAAUAGUGAACGUGGCUUCACAUCUUCAUGGUUGGUUUUCCGGCGAUGUCAUCCCUUAUCUUGCCUUAAUAUCAAUGGAUAAGAGUGAAUACGAUGGGACACGUGCAUAUGCCCUCUCAAAGCUGGCCAACGUUUUGCACACCAAGGAACUUGCCCGGAGACUUGAGGAAAUGGGGGCAAAUGUAACAGUAAAUUGUGUUCAUCCUGGUAUUGUGAGAACCAGACUUACUAGAGAUCGUGAGGGCCUUAUUACUGAUAUGGUAUUCUUUUUGGCUUCGAAACUCUUGAAGACUAUUCCUCAGGGGGCUGCAACAACCUGCUAUGUGGCAACAGACACAAGGCUGGCGAACAUAAGUGGAAGGUACUAUUUAGAUUGUAAUGAAGCUUCGACGUCGAAAAUGGGCUCCAGUUUGUCGGAAGCUGCAAGGCUAUGGGCUGCUUCUGAAUUCAUGCUCUCCGCAGACCCUAACACACUCUUUAACUAUUACUCAGAUAUCCUAAGUAGGACCACUCAUGAUCAUAGCUAGUUAGUUUCAGAAAAGUAGGAAAAUUUAUGUCAUAAUCAAGACCGAAGGGCUUAUGGACAUAUAGCUUGUAAAUAAAGUGAAGUCAGCUUCCAGUUAUCCACCAUGUUUGCUGAGCCUGAGCUUGAGCUUGCUCUGUUUUCUGCGAAGGAAGAAGAACUCGACUUAUUAAGUCGUUCUCUGUAUUUUACGUUUUCUUUAUUUUAAGUUGUAAAUGCGAGUUUAGCUAGUCGUUGCUUACUCGCGUAUGCGCUUUUCUUUCCUUAGUGUUUUCUAGUUAGUUAAGUUGUUAAUAGUAGUUCAGUUGGUUAAUUAGCGAUUAACAAGAUCUGAACAUUACAACAAACGGCUGUACUACUU